UUACCUUUUUUCAUUUGAUAUCAAGUCAGUGAACUUUUUAAGGGAAUAGUCCAAGUGCCUUAGCUCUUUUGUGCUUCUAAUACCUUCAAGCAAAUUGCAAUUCUGUAUAUCAUUUGCGUUUGCCAACUCGUACUCACAACAAACAGGGCGGAAAGCCUGAUCAUUAUGUGGUUCUUUCCUUGUACUCUCAAGGCUUGCUUGUUGUGUCCUUACACACUUUUCCUGUAUCGAUUUCGAUUGAUUAUCCAGUAUAUUAUAAUGGUUGCGAAACAUAUAUUGUCAUCAGAAGAGAUUCACCAACAGCUCAGAGUUGGGUGUCAUUUUCCAACCUUCAAUGCUGUUAAACCCCCGCCUUACUUCAUGUUUGAUGCUUAAGUUUGCUAAACAAACACUCUAGAGAACAAAAGUCUGGCAUCUUCUGUGAUAAAUCUUUAACAUGGUGGGGCGAAUGACCAAACGCAGGAAGGGAAGACUAUCUGAUUACGAGCCUGCCUGGGAAGCUGACGACUAUGCAAGGACGACUUCAUCAAUUUUGUCUCCAUUCAAAAAGAAAACGUGUAUAUAUUAUUUCGAAAAUGAAGAAAAAUUGGGAUUCUGCAAGUGUGGAAGACCAAAGAGUGACCACAGUAAAGAUGCAAUAAAAAAUGCAAAUUUUCAAUGGAACAUAAAGAAGCAUAUUAAAAGUUGCAAGACCAAUGCAUAUGGAGAAGUUGAAUUUCAUGGAACAAACAGAAAGACAAGAGCUAAAUAUAUUCGAGUAUCAGAUGAAACUGAUGCAAAAGAUGCCUUAAAAUUGCUGCUGAGAGAAUGGAAACUGGAAUACCCAAACUUUCUCGUCUCAGUAACUGGAGGUGCAAAGACCUUCAAACUCCCUGUGAAACUGAAACACCUAUUCAGUAAUGGGCUUUAUAAAGUGGCACAAACUUCAGGAGCAUGGGUAAUCACUGGAGGAACAAAUACUGGUGUAAUGAAACAUGUUGGAGAGGCAUUACAGAUUGCAUCCAAUACCCAAUAUGGCACACAAGGAGAUUCUAAUAGGAGAGUCUAUUGUAUUGGUAUUGCCACUUGGGGUAUUGUGGAAAACAGAAACCUGCUAACUAACACUCGGGGUACUGUGAAGUAUUAUAUGAAGAACAGUAUUGAAGCAGCUGGUGCAUGUCUUGACAACAACCACACACACUUCUUUCUUGUUGAUAAUGGCACUGUUAAUCAAUAUGGUAAAGAAAUCCAGUUUAGAGCUCGACUUGAAAAGCAAAUAAUGAAAAUGGAAGUUGAUAAAAAUCGUGGAAAAGUCCCAGCGGUUCUGCUUGUGCUGGAAGGUGGCCCUAACACUGUGGCCACUGUGUAUGAAGCAAUAACAAACGACCCAGCUGUGCCAGUUAUCGUGAUAAAGGACAGUGGACGUGCUGCUGAUCUUCUCGCUUAUGCCCAUAAUAUAUCUCAUGGAGAGGGGACCUUUUAUUACAUGGGGGAUGUUGUGGAGCACAAACAGCUUUUUAAGAGGAUUGAACAAACCUACCCCGAGUUGAAUCAAGAAGGUUGUUUGAAGGUGUACGGAAACGUAUUGAAGUGCGUUGAAAGAAAGCAUCUGAUAACAAUUUUCGAGAUGGAGGAAGGUACUGCCGAUCUGGAUCAAGCUAUUCUGAAAGCCUUGUUAAAAAGUAAGAGUGCCUCUCCAGAAGAGCAACUCAAACUAGCCUUGUUAUGGAACCGUCCUGAUGUUGCUCGUGCACAGAUAUUCAGCGAGGAGUUAAAAUGGCCUCUGUCAUCUUUGGAAAGUGCAAUGAAAGUAGCCUUGGCGAAAGACAGAACGGAAUUUGUUGAGCUCCUUUUAGAACAAGGUGUCAGCAUGGGGAAUUUCCUAACACGAGACCGGCUUGACAGUCUUUAUAGUACGCGAGCUCGAGAAAGAAAAAGCAUGUUACGGUAUAUGUUAGACAAGGCCAAAUUUGGAGCUGUCACGCUCCGUGAUGCAGAAAGUCUUUUUUAUACCUUGACUGGUCUGUCCUUAAACCCUCAGCAGCAACAGACUCACCGAACUGUCCCACACGCUAUAGCACAUAUUGUUCCUCUCAACACCCGCGAUGCGUUGCACCAGUCAUUUCACCAUCCGUUCAAUCAGCUAUUUGUCUGGGCAGUGCUAAACAACAUGCAGAAAAUGGCUCUAUGUUUUUGGAAGCAUGGCGAGGAACCAAUGGCAAAAGCAUUGGUUGCUUGUAAGUUGUACUUUGCAUUGGCCAAGUAUGCAGACAAAAGGGACAUGAAAGAUGACAUCAUGGAGACACUUACAACCAACGGAGAAGAAUUCCAAAGACUUGCAGUGCAGUUACUUGACCACUGUUUCGUCACAGAUGAAUCGCGUUCAAGCAAACUGAUGACGUAUGAAUUAAGAAAUUGGGGAAACACCACCAACUUGAACCUGGCUGUUACGUCUGGACACACAUUAUUUGUCGCACACUCUUGCAACCAAGAGCUCUUGACAGACAUUUGGUCUGGUGUAAUGACGUUAAGGACGCUAAAGUCAUUGAAGACUGUCCUGUGCAUGUUUUGCCCCCCUCUUGUGUUGUGCCUGAGUUUCCGUACAAAGCGUGAGGUUCUAAAGAUGCCACAGACUGAAGGAAUGCUAGAUGAGUUUUCAUUUAGAGAAGAGGACGAGGAGGAUGCACCUGUCACCAAUGUUGAGAUUGAAGAAGGGCUAGGAGAAAAAAAGGGUGAUUUAAAUCUUAAAAGAAAUGAAACAUUCAGCUCCUCUUUCGAUGAUUCAAUUCUUGGCGCGAGUGAACGAGAUGCUGACACUGUUAUGUCUGCGGAGAUGGUUAAGACACAGUCGCUCAGUUAUUUGGAAAAGUAUCGUGGCUUUUACACUGCUCCAAUCACCAAGUUCUGGGGAAACGUUCUUGCUUACUUGGUGUUUCUUGGACUGUUCACCUACGUAUUGUUGGGGAAGCUGGAGAAAACCCUUUCCAACACGGAGAUAGUUGUUAUUGUGUUUGUAAUUUCUAUGACAACUGAAGAAAUAAGGCAGGUCCUUAAAUCCGACACUGGUCGACUUUACAAGAAGGUAUAUGAAUGGUCUCGAUCCAAGUGGAAUUUGUGCGACGGGCUGGCCAUAUUUUUGUUCUAUAUUGGACUAGGUCUUCGCCUAAACCCAUCAACAGUUAGCGCUGGUAGGGUGGUCCUAGCAGUCGAUAUUAUGUUCUGGAUUAUAAGGCUCCUUGACAUUUUUUCAGUCAAUCAAAACCUUGGCCCGUAUGUUGUCAUCAUCGGCAAAAUGACGAUCGACCUUGCAUAUUUUCUGUUCAUCAUGGCCGUCUUCCUACUCGCUUAUGGUGUUGCAAGGCAGACAAUUCUGGAACCAAACAAACCUGUUUCUUGGAAAUCAGUUGCGGAAAUCUUCUUUGUGCCAUACUUCCAGGUUUACGGGGAACUUUUCAUUGACAAAGAGCACUUAUACAGCAACAACCUGACAUACUUUGGGACGACGAAACACAACGAUUACAGUGAACCUGCCGUUUCCCUGCUAAUGGCCUUCUAUCUACUCAUCGCCAAUAUAUUGCUGCUUAAUCUCCUUAUCGCCAUUUUCAACAAUACAUUUUCAAAAGUUCAAGUCAACUCAAAUCAAAUAUGGAAGUUUCAACGAUACCACUUAAUAUUGGAGUACGCUAGAAGGCCACCUUUAGUGCCCCCCUUUGUAUUCCUUAAUCACAUGUUUUCAGUGCUCAGUUGGGCAUAUAAUCAAUGUCGAAGAUCAGAUUGUUGCGGUGGACAUCAAAACGAAUCCAGCUUCAAAACGGACAGGAAAAUCAAGAUUUACCCUAGUUCUGCUGAACUGGAUGAUUUAAUGCAAUUUGAAGGAAAUUGUCUUGCUGAUUUUCUUCACAAAAGAAAGAAUGCAUUUUUGAGCUCUAAAGAAGAGAAAGGUAGACUUGUACUAGAAAAAAUUGACAACAUAUCUUGGCGAUUGGAGGAAUUCAAACGAGAAACUUGGACAAGAGAGGAACGAAUUGACACAAAAAUGCUGAAAGUUCAACACAAAUUAGAAGAAUUUUCAAAAAGUCUUUCCAAAGCCUUGACUGUGUUAACUGAUAAACAGAGUGGUAUGGGUGACAAAGUGCGGUCUAACAGCAUCCCAGCUAGUGGGAUGCAGCAUGUUCCCAUGAAAAGCAGUGCACCAGCUGCUUCAGUCAACGGCUUAGGUAGAACCCCUCCAACAAUGAGGCGGUUUCUUAGCCAGAACCCUUACAUGCACCAUCCUGCAUAUGACCAAACUCUUCAGUCAAAGAAGCUGCAUGGAACUUUCGGAAAUCAUCAUUGACGUCACCGUUAAGAGCAAAGCUUAUUCAAGCAUACUAUAACAAUGAUGUUGAUAAUGUUGGGGAAGACUGUGUUGAUGGGGCCCCUCCUCAGCCACAACUGCAGGUAGAUGAAGAAGGCACCCCAAAAGAAGAAGCAGUUAAAGAGACCGACAAAAUAUUUGCAGAAGAUAUGAUUGACCAGGAGCUUGCUCCUGAUGGGUUUGAUUCAGUUGAUGGCAAUGAUGCUAUUUGUACCGGGUCA
Rhopilema esculentum is the source of this 4557-nucleotide messenger RNA. Its product is annotated as transient receptor potential cation channel subfamily M member-like 2. NCBI's taxonomy places the organism in Eukaryota, Metazoa, Cnidaria, Scyphozoa, Rhizostomeae, Rhizostomatidae. The record is from RefSeq and is a predicted model, not a curated record. Gene Ontology annotation, cellular component: plasma membrane. Gene Ontology annotation, molecular function: monoatomic cation channel activity. Gene Ontology annotation, biological process: metal ion transport; monoatomic cation transmembrane transport.